AUGGUAAGAAAAAAUUCAGGUAAAUGGCGCUUGUGCGUCGACUUUACAAACCUCAACAAGGCAUGUCCAAAAGAUGCCUACCCUCUGCCAUAUAUUAACAAGCUUGUAGACAAUGCGUCAGGUUUCAAAAGCUUAAGCUUCAUGGAUGCAUAUUCUAGUUACAACCAGAUCCUUAUGCAUCCAGAAGACCAGAGCAAAACAGCCUUUAUAACUGAGCAUGGAAAUUUUUGUUAUAGAGUAAUGCCAUUUGGUCUAAAGAAUACAGGUGCAACAUACCAGCGACUAAUGGACAAGAGCCACACAGUUAUUGUAAGGACAAAUCAACCGCUAAGACAAAUAUUAACUAAGCCAGAGCUGGCAGGAAGGUUGACCAAGUGGUCUAUUGAACUUUCUGAGUUUGAUAUCCAGUUCCAAUCAAGGUCGGCUUUAAAGUCACAAAUCCUGGCAGACUUCGUUUCUGAACUCACACCUGACGAGCACCAACACAGCCAAACUUGGGAAUUACAUGUGGACGGAGCAUUAAACCGAGAAGGAAGCGGAGGCGGGAUAGUACUAAAGGAAGGAGACACAGUGAUGACUGAGCAAUCUUUACAAUUUCACUUCUCGACAAGCAACAAUCAAGCCAAAUACGAGGUGCUCAUAGCAGGACUUAAGCUCACCCUCAGCCUUCAAGAGAAUUCCAGAGAAAAGAACAUUAGAGCAGACAUAUUAUCUAAACUUGCAGUCACUAGGGCUAGUACACAAACAUCGGCACUAUCACAACUUACACUAAAAAAACCCAGCAUUGAGUCACUAUGCAUAAUGAGCAUCACUCACACAGAUGAUUGGAGAAUACCCUAUCUUGAAUAUAUUAAUACUAGUAUUAUUCUCAGAUAUGAGACUAACCCUCAAAAUUUCAAACGAAAGGCAAGUCUCUUUACAACUGUCGCAGGAGAACUAUACAGGCGAGGGUUCUCACAUCCAUUGCUGAAAUGCCUCAGCAAAAACGAAGCAAAUAAAGUCAUGAACAAGAUCCAUGAAAGUGUAUGUGGAAACCAUAUAGGAGGACGAGCUCUGGCAGCAAAGAUUAUCCGAACAGGAUAUUACUGGCUGACCAUGAAGAGGGACUGCAUCACGAAAGUAAAAACCUGCGACAACUGUCAAAAGCAUGCCACUAUCUCAAUGAGGCCCGCCGAGGUAAUGCACAGUAUGGAGAUAGAAGCACAGCCACUAGCAAGAGUAACGGCUGAGAAGGUACGAUCUUUCAUAUGGAAAAAUAUUAUAUGUCGGUUUGGAAUACCAAAGGAGAUAAUAUCGAAUAACGGUAGACAAUUUACAGAUAACAAACUGGCAUCAUUUUUGAAAAGUUUUAACAUACAACAUCAUUUUAGCUCGGUCAAACACCCACAAACCAAUGGGCAGGCCGAGGCUGCUAAUCGAGUAAUAUUGCAGGCAAUGAGAAAAAAGCUCAGUGAUGCGAAAGGAGAAUGGGUAAAAUUGAUCCCAGAAAUAUUAUGGAGCUAUAAUACGACAAUACAGUCUAUCACAGGCGAAACACCGUUCAAACUAGUCUACGAAUCAGAAGCAUUAAUUCCAAUUGAAGUUGGCGUUCCUACCCUCAGAACCAAACUAUACAAUCAGCAACACAAUGCCAGCAUAGGAAACACCGAGCUUGAUCUUGCCGAGGAAGACCGAGAUAUCGCCGUUAUCAAGCAAAGUGCCAUGAAGCAGAUUAUUGAAAGAAGGCACAACAAAAAGGUAGUAUCGAGAACACUCGAUGUCGGAAACCUCAUCCUCAGAUGA
Arachis duranensis is the source of this 1782-nucleotide messenger RNA. RefSeq lists its product as uncharacterized. The coding region runs from base 1 to 1782 and encodes 593 amino acids. Gene Ontology annotation, biological process: DNA integration. The transcript is spliced from 5 exons. Gene Ontology annotation, molecular function: nucleic acid binding. NCBI's taxonomy places the organism in Eukaryota, Viridiplantae, Streptophyta, Magnoliopsida, Fabales, Fabaceae. The record is from RefSeq and is a predicted model, not a curated record.